Polyodon spathula (Mississippi paddlefish) is the source of this 4961-nucleotide messenger RNA. Its product is annotated as ephrin type-A receptor 4-like. Gene Ontology annotation, cellular component: neuron projection; plasma membrane. Lineage: Eukaryota; Metazoa; Chordata; Actinopteri; Acipenseriformes; Polyodontidae. The record is from RefSeq and is a predicted model, not a curated record. The coding region runs from base 137 to 3106 and encodes 989 amino acids. The transcript is spliced from 18 exons. Gene Ontology annotation, biological process: cell surface receptor protein tyrosine kinase signaling pathway; axon guidance; protein phosphorylation. Gene Ontology annotation, molecular function: ATP binding; protein binding; transmembrane-ephrin receptor activity.
UGACAAUGUCUCCACAGUUUACUGCGCUGCACCUUCAAUAACUUAUUCCAUUGGGAAAGACAUAGAGCUGGAUCUGUGUAGUACGAAGAGAAAAAGCAAAACACACGCAGAAGAAACCCAGGAGUCAAGGAGAGAUAUGGCUUGGAUGUUAUACUUUACGACCUGUCUUCUAGUUGGGAUUUCUUCAUUUGUUUGCCCCGCACGGAUCUAUCCACCCAAUGAAGUAACGUUGCUGGAUUCCAGGUCAGUGCAGGGGGAGCUUGGAUGGGUAGCUAGCCCCACAGAAGGAGGAUGGGAGGAAGUAAGCAUUAUGGAUGAGAAAAACAUACCUAUUCGCACAUACCAGGUAUGCAACGUGAUGGAACAGAGUCAAAACAACUGGCUGCGGACUGAUUGGAUCCCCCGUGGGGGAGCCCAGCGAGUGUAUAUUGAAAUAAAGUUCACUCUCCGGGAUUGCAACAGCCUGCCCGGUGUCACCGGGACUUGCAAAGAGACAUUCAAUCUUUACUACUACGAGUCCAACAACGAUAAAGAGCGCUACAUCCGGGAGAACCAGUUUGGGAAGAUUGACACCAUCGCGGCUGACGAGAGUUUCACGCAGGUGGACAUCGGGGAUCGGAUCAUGAAGUUGAACACGGAGGUGCGGGGCGUGGGGCCAUUGACCAGGAAGGGUUUUUACUUGGCGUUUCAGGACGUGGGGGCUUGCAUCGCUCUGGUUUCGGUGCGCGUGUUUUACAAAAAGUGCCCCCUGACUGUGCGCAACCUGGCGCAGUUCCCCGACACCAUCACAGGGGCUGACACGUCAUCGCUAGUGGAAGUGCGGGGCUCCUGCGUCAACAACUCAGAGGAGAAAGAUGUGCCGAAAAUGUACUGUGGCGCGGACGGGGAGUGGCUGGUGCCCAUCGGUAAUUGCCUGUGCAACCCUGGCUACGAGGAACGCAGCGGAGAGUGUCAAGCUUGUAAAGUCGGUUAUUACAGAGCCCUGUCGACUGAUGCCAGCUGCUCCAAGUGUCCACAGCACAGCUACUAUGUCCGUGAAGGGUCUACGUCUUGCACUUGCGAUAAAGGAUACUUCAGAGCCGAAACCGAUCCUGCUUCUAUGCCUUGCACCAGGCCCCCUUCCUCCCCUCAGAACCUAAUCUCCAAUGUAAAUGAGACCUCUGUGAACCUGGAGUGGAGCGUGCCUCAAUACACAGGCGGCCGUCACGACAUCACCUACAAUGUGGUGUGCAAGCGUUGCGGUGUGGACCUGUCCCGCUGCCGGCCAUGCGGGAGCGGCAUCCACUUCAGCCCCCAGCAACUCGGCCUGAAGGGCACCAAGGUGUCCAUCACCGACCUCCAGGCCCACACCAACUACACCUUCGAGGUUUGGGCCGUGAAUGGAGUCUCCAAGCAGAGUCCCAGCAGUGACCAGGCCGUGUCCGUCACCGUGACAACCAACCAAGCAGCUCCUUCUCCUGUCACUUCCAUUCAGGCUAAAAGCAUCACAAAACACACAGUGUCCCUCAUCUGGCAGGAGCCCGAGAGACUGAACGGGGUCAUCCUGGAAUAUGAAGUCAAGUACUAUGAAAAGGAUCUAGAACUGAGCGUCGAUAGCCUAGUAUCGUAUCGGAUCAUAAAGACCUCAGCUCGGAACACCGACAUUAAAGGCCUCAACCCACUGACCUCAUACGUGUUCCACGUGCGCGCUAGAACAGCCGCUGGCUACGGGGACUUCAGCACACCUUUUGAGCUCAUGACAAACUCGGUUCCCUCUGCUAUUGUAGGGGAUGGGGCCAGCCCCACGGUGCUGCUGGUUUCAGUGGCUGGAAGCGCGGUCCUGGUGAUCAUCCUCAUCGCAGCCUUUGUCAUCAGCAGAAGGCGCAGCAAGUACAGCAAGGCAAAGCAAGAUGCAGAUGAAGAGAAACAUUUACACCAAGGUGUCCGAACAUAUGUAGAUCCCUUUACCUACGAAGACCCCAACCAGGCUGUCCACGAGUUUGCCAAAGAAAUUGACGCCUCCUGCAUUAAGAUUGAAAAAGUAAUUGGAGUCGGAGAAUUUGGAGAGGUGUGCAGUGGCCGCCUAAAAAUGGCAGGCAAGAGAGAGAUCUGUGUGGCUAUCAAGACCCUGAAGGCGGGCUACACCGAUAAGCAGAGGCGGGACUUCCUGAGUGAAGCGAGCAUCAUGGGACAGUUUGACCACCCGAACAUUAUCCAUCUGGAGGGAGUUGUAACGAAAUGUAAACCUGUAAUGAUCAUAACUGAAUACAUGGAGAACGGGUCCUUGGAUGCAUUCCUCAGGAAAAACGAUGGAAGGUUUACAGUGAUCCAGCUGGUUGGAAUCCUGCGUGGAAUAGCCUCCGGAAUGAAGUGUCUCUCUGACAUGAGUUACGUACAUCGGGAUUUGGCUGCAAGAAACAUUCUGGUUAACAGCAAUUUAGUGUGUAAAGUGUCAGACUUCGGCAUGUCCAGAGUGCUGGAAGAUGACCCAGAAGCAGCCUACACCACUCGGGGGGGUAAAAUCCCAAUCAGGUGGACGGCCCCUGAAGCAAUCGCCUAUCGGAAGUUCACCUCGGCAAGCGAUGUGUGGAGCUACGGAAUCGUCAUGUGGGAAGUGAUGUCAUAUGGAGAGAGGCCGUACUGGGAUAUGUCCAAUCAGGAUGUAAUUAAAGCGAUCGAGGAAGGCUACCGCUUGCCUCCACCCAUGGACUGCCCUGUCGCCCUGCACCAGCUGAUGCUCGACUGCUGGCAAAAGGAACGCAGCAACAGGCCCAAGUUCGGACAGAUAGUCAACAUGCUGGACAAACUGAUCCGCAACCCCAACAGCCUGAAGAGGACGGGAGCCGAGAAAACAAGGCCUAACACCACCCUUUUGGACCCCAGCAGUCCUGAAUUCUCCUCGUUGGGCACUGUAGGUGACUGGCUUCAGGCCAUCAAGAUGGAAAAAUAUAAAGAUAACUUCACAGCCGCCGGCUAUACCACUCUGGAAGCUGUGGUACUCGUGAACCAAGACGACCUUGACAGAAUCGGAAUUGCUACGGCUGCCCAUCAGAACAAGAUCCUGAGCAGCGUCCAGGGAAUGAGGACCCAGAUGCAACAAAUGCAAGACAGAAUGGUUCCUGUCUGAGCCACUACAAUAUAAACUCAAGACUCUAUAUACAAAAAAAAAGAAAUUAGUUUACCUCAUCCAUGCACUUUAAUUGAAAAAAAAAGAAAAUAAGAAAGGCACUUUUAUGACUUCAUCCUUGCCCUUUGAUAUACAGAUAUUUUUGUCUGCGGCAUUGCUUGAUGUUUGGAACUGAAGGGUCUACUGGGAGUGCCUGCAGCGUAAUGGUGGAAGCUGGAAGAUCAUUCAUGUAAUCCAUGUUGUCGUUGUGCUUUGUUGAAAAACCGUGAACCUUUUUUUUUUUUUUUUUUUUUUUUUUAGAUGUCUAUUUCUGAUUUGCUACCUUACAUUGUGUUCGGCUGAACCAUCGAACUCUGAACACUAUAAUGUUUGUGGGAUCAACCACAGAGAUACAGACUUGGGCUAGAAUGAAGCAUUUCCUUAGGAUAUUCUGAGAAGUCUUGGCCUUCUUGGCCUGAAGUAUGUUGCCAAUUCCCUACAGUGGAGCCUUUCUGUGUUGGAUUACCUUGGCUACUGGAAACUGCUUUUGUUUGUGUAUGUCCCUACAACCUUGCUGAAUGAACCCAGAGAGCUUUCUGGACUUCCAUUGACCAGACCUCAAGUCUAUGUAAACUGUGUUGUAUUUCUGCCUGUGAUUAGCAUUCUGCGACAAAACUUUUCUUCACCUGGGAAAUUCUGCUAAAUAUGGGGGCUGUUACAUGUUGGUGGGAAUGUCUUGCCUUUUACAUUUGAAAAACCAACCAGUGUCAUAAUCUUAAAAGAAGAACUACAGUAACCCAACUGCCUCAGCCCAUCAAUGUCAGAGUCCUUUUUUUCCAGAACAGAAAAAAAAGAAAGAAGUUAAAAAGCAUUUUGAACGCUCACAGGUCACUGCUCCACUUUACCCUAGAUCCUGUAACUGUGCUUGCAAGCUAGCAGCAAGAAUCCCCAAAGAGCCUCAAUUUAAUGUAAAAAAAGAAAAAAAAAAAAAAAAAAAAAAGGAUUUAAAAAUCAGCAACUGUUCUAGAAGAAAUCACCAGAUGAAUGUAAUAUAAAAGAGAACUAACCCAGCAGUCGCUCCUAAGAUUUCUUUUUCUUUUUUUCUUUUCUUUGCAUGUCACUUCUGCAUCGGUGUGUGUGUGACAGGCGUGUUCAGAGUGCUAUAGGUAUUAUUGAUAUACCAGGUUUAUUUAUUUAGAAAACAGAACCUGAAACAUUAGCUGUCACUUAAGCUGUAUAGGUACAGUACUCAAGUCGAUAUGUGCCAUUAUUAUAAUCGCAGGGAUAGCAGUCUUGAUUGUCAGAUAAGUACAGUGUCAUGAAGUGCUUUAACUGCCUUCAGAUUACCGUCAUUGAAAUGGGUGAAAACUGUUUUCAUGGACAGUUUAAAGACAGUAUUCUUUAAUCCAGGGUUAGCCUGCCUUAGGGCGGAGAAGUGGGGUAAUAAAACUUGAAUUUACACCAGAGCAAGAAGCAGAGCUCAGUAGAUAGAUAACUGUGAUCAAAUGGGCUGACUGCAAGAACCUGGCUAAAAAAGGGGGAAAAAAAAUAAUAAUGCAUUUUUGUUUCUGUUAUACCAAAUGUUGUUGAACAUGACCUACAUUAUAGUUUUUAUAAUAUUUUUAUUUUAUCACACAUUCUUCAAAGGCCUGUGUCCUGAAAGCCAAUUAACGAAAAAAUAAAUUGCUUCUGUUUUUUUUUUUUUUUUUUUUUUUGGAUCCCUUAAAAGGCCCUGAUAGGAAAAUGCAAGGACUGGGGGGGAGGGGAGACAAUAGAAUGUACUGUACGUGCAUUUUAAUUUAGUUUAUUAUGGAAAUCCUAACAUUUAUUUUUGUUCUUGUUGUUGUUUGAUGUAUUUGGAUGGCAUAUGAGCUAA